Ogataea haglerorum is the source of this 2907-nucleotide messenger RNA. RefSeq lists its product as uncharacterized. The transcript has a single exon. Gene Ontology annotation, biological process: positive regulation of TORC1 signaling. Gene Ontology annotation, cellular component: cytoplasm. Lineage: Eukaryota; Fungi; Ascomycota; Pichiomycetes; Pichiales; Pichiaceae. Bases 1 to 2907 code for a protein of 968 amino acids. Gene Ontology annotation, molecular function: protein binding. The record is from RefSeq and is a predicted model, not a curated record.
AUGAUGGAAUUUGAAAUAUUCAAAUCCUUUGCAAUGUCAGGGUGUAUAGUUCGUGCCGUUGGUUGGAAAUACGGAGCCGAAGAACGAUUUUUGGGUGCUUCGCCGACCGGGGAGACGGUAUCACUCUAUCAGACCAACAAUAACAGCGAGGCGUCUGAUGAGGAGAUAACGAAGCUGUUCAGCAGAGGCGGUUUUGAUAAGAUUCAGUGUUUACAGUACUCCUCCGACAAACCAGGUGUCACUGGAGUCGGACAGCUGGACGGAAGUGGACAUAUUUUUGACAUCACCGCUGCACAGACGCCUCCCCUGGUGUUGCGUCCAAAGCAGGCUCGUUCGUGCAACAGCAUCUCUUUCAACGAGAGAGAGCUGGUCGCUUUGGGUUUUGAUCGUGGCCGGCAGGAUCAUUCUAUUCAAAUUUGGGACCUGGCGAGCUGUUCACGUGCCGGCAAAAACGACAGCCCAAUCCCGCCGCUGCUGUCAUUUGUGCCAAACGAGAGCGUUUCUUCACUAAGUUUCUGCGAGGGUAGCAAUAUCAUUGCAGGCAGCUAUAAGCUUUUGCGUGAGUACGACGUGCGCACGAAUCAGCCAGUGUACCAAUUGAGCACCAGAUGCACUUUGCACAUCAAUGUGGACCCAUUUUACUCGCACUUCUUUGCAUCAGCCAGUGAGGACGGCUCGUUGGCGAUUUGGGAUCGGCGUAAGCUGGGGGAUAGUUCCAGCAUGGUUCGGGUCCAGGGUUCUGGAAUCGCAUCUGACAGUCCGCUUUUGCUGUUCAGCAAGCUGCUGAGCGACCAGCGGCGCUCAGGUGGCUCCCCGUACCGCUACUCCACAGUGACCCACGGAGAGCUUGGUGCGCUGUUUGACGGCGAUUUGGUGCGGAGGUGGAAGUUUGGCGUGGUGCCGCCGCUGGAAUCGGAAGUGGCGAAGUUUGAGAGCAUGGUGGGCCGUAGCAGGGCCGAGGGCACGCUGGUGGCCACCAAUUUCCGUCCUACGGACUCGCUCUUCAUUUCGCGCGUGAGCGAUGCCAAGACCAAGUACGAGCGUGUGAUAUCGUUUGACUACUCGCCAAACUUCCACUCGCAGCAGGGCAUUGACCUGGUGUGCAUGAGACAGUCUGGAAGCAUAUACAAGAUGCACGUGGUGGAGAGUCCAACAGGGAUGGACUUCAACUCAUUCAACGACCUCACAUUUACGGGGCCGGAGGGAACGUGCUCGAAGAUGGUGAAGGACGCUGUCGAUGAGGAGCAGCCUAGCAGAAGGGCGUCACAGGACGACAGGAAGGGUGUGCUGGAAGAGGUUGCAGACGGCACUGACGGGACAAGCGAGAAGGACUUUGCGUCCGGCACCGAGGAUUCUGAGGACUUGCCGUUUGAACCAACUCGCGACAACAUGGGACUCAAAUCGGAGGCGUUGCUGGGGAACGACAUCUGCUCGACGAUCAGACGCCGCGCAUUACUGGGCUACGGAACCAAUGCCGAAAACAACAUGACGAUCCUUGAAAGCAUGAGCUGGAUAGAAACAACGCUGCAACUGCGCAACGCGUGGAAAUGGAUAUCCAUCUCUCAUGAGCUGGUCGCGUCAGGCAAGAUGAUUUCUGGCAGCUUCGACUUUGGGUAUCUAGGCGUGCUGGGUAUUUGGCACAUGGAGGAAGGCUUUGCUGAGCAGAAGCGGUACAACGGCGAGGGCAGUUUUACGCCGAGAGAGCUUUUUUCCGCCGCCCGACAUAUAGUCGAGAAACGGGCGCUCGAAACCAAAGUUCUUGCUGCGCCGCUGAUAGGUUUCGAGGGCGAAAGCCACAAGGAAGUACAGCGUAGAUUCGCAAUGCAUGUGAUUGGCUGGGAUUUUGGUGUCAAGGAGCUCGAAGAUAAGUACGAGAGUCUGAUAGCCAGGGAGCACUACGAGCGAGCAGCCGGCUGGGCAGUUUUCCACGGAGAUAUUUCGCGUGCCAUCGACAUUCUGGCUAGCUCGAAGAACGAGACGUAUCGCAUCAUGUCGACGGCUAUUGCGGGCUACUUUGCAUUCCGCGACUCGCAGAUCAACACCACUUGGAAAGACCAGUGUCGCAAGCUGUCUUCCGACCUGGAAAAUCCGUAUUUACGCGUGAUCUUCGGCUACAUAGCGGAUGGCAAUUGGUGGGAUGUGCUUGACGACUCCUUCCUCCCUCUGCGUGAAAAACUUGGCGUUGCGCUGCGUUUCCUCCCGGAUAGCGAAUUGGAUGUUUAUCUAACCAGGCUUGCUGAAAACGUCAUUAAGAGAGGUGAAAUUGAGGGUAUUAUCCUCACCGGAGUCACCGCUCUGGGCAUGGACCUUCUGCAGUCGUUUGUCGACCGCACAAGUGACAUUCAAAGCGCAUGUCUGAUUGCGUCCUUUGGCUGUCCAAAAUAUUUCAAAGACGACCGCGUCGAGGACUGGGUGGAAAACUACCGGUAUCUGCUGAACAGCUGGAGUCUGUUCCACGUGAGAGCCAAGUUUGACGUGGCCAGAAUGAGGCUGUCACGUCAGAACAAUGGCGAGGCACAAACGAUACCCGUUCCGCGCCAGGUUUUCCUGCAAUGCACCAACUGUCACAAGAAUAUCUCCAAGAAAAAAAAUACCGGUCCGCAGUUCAAAAAUGGUAUGUUGUUGCAAAAAGAGUUGCCGCUGCAUACAUGUCCGCAUUGCGGUCAUUCUCUCCCGCGCUGUGCCAUCUGUCUAAUCACCCAAGGCAUUUCCCUGCCAAAAGAGAUGUCGCGGGUGGAUCACGAUGCAGUGGACGAUAACCUUACGCUGGAGACCCAGUUCAAAGAGUGGUUCAGCUUCUGUCUGUCCUGUAACCAUGGAAUGCAUGCGGGACACGCGGAGGAGUGGUUUUCGAAGCACUACAUCUGCCCCGUGCCCGACUGUGACUGCCGUUGCAACAAUAGGUAG